AAAGCCAUGGAUUGCAAAUCAUCGCUGAAGCAGAAGUUCCAGAACAGGCUUUGUCUUAAACCAUGGAUUCUUUGGUCAAACAACUAAGGGGGGGAUAUUCUGGCAUACAACGCCAAAAGACAGAAGAGGCUGGCAACAUCAGGGAUGGAAGAAUACCACCUCAACAGACUCAAAGUUUCAAAGCGACUGUGGCAUUAUUACUAAUCCAAUGGAUAUUACUUUCUAGAGCAGCUGAAACAGAGACUUUGACAGAGAAGAAGAAAUCCCAGAACUGGUUCCAGAGACUGUUCAACAGGCAAAUGAGUCAAGAUUACGAUUCAAGCAACAUAAUAGAGCAUGUAACCGCAGUGGCAGCUGCUACAUUUGCCAUCGCCACACUUGAAGAACCAGACAUCCCAGAUCAGAAAAAGACGAGUGAACGCCCUGAAACCUCUUUUAUCAGAAGCAAGAGCAAUAAGGAGGAUACAACACGUUCAGCGCUAGAACCUGGUAGAGCAUCCAAGCGAUUCUCAGGUGAAACUUCAAUGAGACUUCCUGAAGGCAAAGAUACCAAGGUGCCAGAAACUGCUGCAGCAAUUGGAAAGACACCCCAAAAACAGAAAUCCAUAGGGCCUGCCCCUUCAAUGAAAAAGACUCCAACUUUUGCUGAGAACUUGAAAAAAACUGACAGCAUACAACCUGAAACUGCAGCACCAAAACCUGAUCUGCCUGCCACCAUUAAUCUAGAAAUGCCACCAACUGAAACUCAAAGGCAGAGUUCAAUGAGAGCUGAAAUCCCACUAACUGAAACUCGAAGGCAGAGUUCAAUGAGAGCUGAAAUCCCACCAACUGACUCCAAAGGGCAGAGUCCAAUGAGAUUUAGAGCAGAAGAAACAGAAGCAGAAGCUUGGGAGAAAGCUGAGUUGGCUAAGAUCAAAGAACGGUACGAGAAGAUAAAUUCCACAAUACUUUCCUGGGAGGAAAAGAAGAAAGCAAAAGCCAGACGCCGACUAGAUAAGACACAGAGUGAAGUGGAACGAAGAAGAGUAAAAGCUUUAGAAAAAUUUCGCAUUGAGAUGGAAUAUAUUAACCAGGUUGCAGGAGCAGCAAAAGUGCAGGCAGAAGAAAGGCGAAAGGAUGAAGAGUUAAAGGCAAAAGAAAAGGCAAACAUAAUUAGAACUACAGGGAAGGUUCCUAAGACAUGUCUCUGCUUAUGAAUUUGACCAGUUUACCUGGUUUUUCAGGGACAAAGGCAAUCUUUGAAUUUCUACAAAUGUAAUUAUUUAUUUCAAAAUUUCUUAACUAGCUCAAAGUGGCAAUUGUAAUACACUGGAAACUCCUUUAUAAGAUUUUUCAUUCCAUAUCAAAGAGUCACCUGUAGGAGUUCAAGUAAUAUACUGCAUCUAUUAAUUACACAGAUUCUAAUUUA
This is a messenger RNA of Quercus lobata, 1408 nucleotides long. RefSeq names its product remorin 1.4-like. Bases 63 to 1196 code for a protein of 377 amino acids. The record is from RefSeq and is a predicted model, not a curated record. The transcript has 7 exons. Lineage: Eukaryota; Viridiplantae; Streptophyta; Magnoliopsida; Fagales; Fagaceae.